AUGAACGUGACUCGAUAUUUCAACAAAAAGAGGAUAUGCAACUCGAACGAUAAGAAUGUCAAUUCUUCUUCCAUUAUGAACGACGAAGACCCAUUGUGUCGAGAAUCCGAGUUCCCUUACCUAGAAGUACGAAUACAUCAAGGAGAUUGGGAAUCAAGUGUCAUGACCGCUUGGAUUUAUCAGAUUGUAUUGAUGGAAUUGGUGGGAGUCCCUGCAACGGUGGGCCUCACGGGGGACUCUACCCAUUUGGCAAACUUUUAUUCGAUGGAAAAUGAAUUUGUGUAUUCCACCACGUCCUACAGCCCGGAAGGCCUGAAAAUGUCCAAUCGAGUCAUUGCCGGAUGCAACGAAACAGAAGAAGCCUGUGUGCAUGUGCUUCCAGUCGUGUGGAGUGGUCAAAAAGACGUUCUGAACGAAUUGUUCGAGCAAGAUGAAAUCAGUCUUCCCUCUCCCAAUGGAAUGUUGGGUGCUACGGGUCUCUUUCUUCCCAUUUCCACGGCCCGGGAUUAUCCACAGCUGACCUCCUUUUUGGGAUAUCAGGGCGAAUCCAAUCGACGAUUACUCGCACAACUCUUCAAACGACCAACCACCUGGAAGCAGUAUUGCGACGAGAUAUCCUCCAUCAAGUGUUCCUCACCCGACGGGGUGGCCUUUCGGUAUCCACCCAGCGACGAAGAAGGCAAGAAAUACUUUUUGCAAGGCCAAUUCAUGGGACAUUUUGAGACGACUCGAGAAUCCGACUGCUCCCGGACGUUGGACUGUACGGGAUACAUUGUGGGACCCCCCUGUGAUUUUACCAAUCAUUUGGAUUCCCAAUUGUUUUGGAACAACAUUGUGGGCCUCAAGCGAGAUGGUCCUCUGGAGGAAAAUGGAGGAUACAACAUGACCUCAAUGGCCGAAAUUUGGUUGGCGGCAGCGGCAACCCAAUCGCCAGUUCUCAUGUGGUGGUUCAGUCUCAAUGAAAUUCAACAAAUGUUUGACGAGACCCCCUGGAGUUUCCAGCCAGUCUUGCUCCCCAAACCAACGGCGGAUUGUUCGGAACGACGAACGACCAUUGACCAGCGAUGCGAUUUGGAUGUGAGCAUUCGCCGAGGCGAUGUACUAGGAUCCUGCGAUGACGAAGUCCAAGCCCUCAAAAAGGUAUUUGCUGUAUCACUCUCUAGAUUCAAUGCCGACAUGGAAGAAGCAGACCGAUCACCAGCCCAUGAAUUUCUUCAAAAUAUUAACAUUGACUCCUUGGAAAUGGGGGAUAUCUUGCGGCAAUGGGUCAUUAAGGAUAAUGACAGGUUUGGAAAUGAUGCUCGUGAAGCAGUCUGCGAAUGGGUGGUCGAAAAUCUUGACACUUUGGAAAAUUACAUUCCAGCGGGAUUCCCUCGAGAGGUGAUUGUUCGAGUCUACAAUUCUUGGUACACUUCGUUCGCACAGGCAAUAUCGAUCUCGACAGCUGUCAUGUCGGCCCUUGGCAUUGUAUUGGUUUCCAAAUACAGCAAAACCAAAGUCAUGGUGUUUGCACAGCCGACAUUCCUGUUCCUGGUGUUGAUUGGGUUUUUAUUCGUUUGUAUCGCGGCCUAUCUCAUGCUUUUGAGACCGACCACCUUCCUCUGCAUGGCUGUGGAAUGGUUGGUGGUUUUGGGAUACACAGUGACCCUAGUUCCAGUUCUGGUAAAGACGGCAGCGAUCAAUCGGCUGAUGAACUCGUCCAAGAAAAUGCAGAGAGUCCGACUGAAUUCCAAUCGGCUGUUUGUACGAGUGGCAUUGACGGUUUUCGUGGUCGGGAUUUGCAUGAUUAUAUGGACCAUCAACGACCCCCCAAUAGCCGAAUUUCGACAAGAAGUCUCAUUUGAUGAUCCACGACUUGUCAUCCGAGAGCUGGAAUGCGAGUCGCAAAGUAUGGUUUGGGUGGCAAUUCAGCUUGCGUGGGAAUGUCUGCUCCUGCUUAUGGCAUCCGUGCUGACUUUCCAAUCGAGGAAGGCAGCAUCUGUCAUCAAUGAUUCUAGAAGUCUGGGAGUGAUGAUUUAUUCACACGUCGUUUUCGCAGCAAUCCGGGGAGGUGUAGUGUUUCUGGAUCAGACAAAUGCUUUGAACGGAAACGUCAUUGUUGCACUGUUCAGCUUCAAUUACAGCUUCGACGCACUCAUUGCUCUUCUGGUGUAUAUUUAUCCAAAAAUUUACAUGGCUCGCUUAGAGCCGGAAGAGUACUUGACGGGAUUCAAUCGAACAGCCAGUACAGCACUGUUGGGUUCCGUCCACAGCGCUCGGAUGUCAAACUCGAGCUCUCAGAAACCUCUGUCCAAGCGUCUUUCUCUGACACGUCUGGCUAGUGCCGCCAAGCGACCGACCAAACAAGAUCUGAAAAUAUUGGUUUGUACGGGGAACCUUGGGAAUGCUGAACCUACAGUGGAAUCAAUGAUGUCAUGGAUUCCUCCAGAUGGUGCUUGCAAUCAGGUGACGCCAUUACCAGGAGUUAGAUCUCUUUUCGCUGGCCACUUUGACUUGAUCGUCAUUGGGAUGCAGGAGUCGACAUGGAAGGGGGAUCACAGUGAGGCCGCCAAAGAGCAAAAAGUACAAAAGGAACAGACACAGGAGCAAAAGGAGAUAUCUGAAGAGGAAAUUCUUCGAGCGAUGGAAGCACACGACACAGCAGCACUUCGACAGAAAGUUCGCGAUGUUCUUGGGGAGGCUUACUUCCAAUGUGCUGAGGAGGCUCGAGGCCAAAUGAGACUACACGUAUGGGCUGCAGAAUGGGUAAUAGAUGAUAUCAAGGAUAUCAAGAUAACCGGAGCAAACACUGGUGUUGGAAAUGUUCUUGCUAACAAAGGUGGAAUAGUGCUAACGCUGAGCUACAUGAAAACAAAGAUAUCGUUCAUUACUGCUCAUUUGGCAGCGCACGAAGGCGAACAGUACUACAAGACAAGGUGCAGGAAUGUAAGAUCAAUUUUUAAGGAAGGAAAGACAAGUACUCUGAGCAGCAAACUUGAUGUGUCCUUGUCAAGUGACCACACUUUUGUCAUUGGCGAUUUGAACUUUAGAACAAAGUUCACUCCUGAAGGAGAACAUGAAGAAAAUGUCGAAAGGGCUUUGAAGUUGAUCAACAAUAAAGACUAUGCCACUUUAUACUCCUACGACGAGCUCUGCAAGGGUAUCGAGUCUGGGGACCUAUUGGUUGACUUCAAGACGCUGCCUUGCAACUUUCCCCCGACAUUCAAAGUAGAACGAGAGGGCGGUUUUGUUUACAAGAAGCAAAGAACCCCAAGCUACACUGAUCGCAUACUUUACAAGUCUAUGCCAAGCAUCAAGAAGAAUAUGCGGCCGUUGGCAUAUGAGCCGUGUCCUGGUUUCAUUACUUCGGAUCAUAAGCCAAUUCGCGGGGCGUUUUCCAUUUCGCCAAAUGGAAGUUUUGGGGCCCUGGUGCUGGAAAAUGAACUCACUUUGACAUUUAAGAGCUUUUCUUGUAUGGAUCUCCCACCAGCUGACUCAAAUGGGUUGGCUGAUCCAUAUGUGAUGAUAAUGUGGGAAAAUGAUCUCCUCGAAGAGCUUUCUGGCAAUCUUCGAAGCAGGCUUCGAAAGGUGCUUUUCCGCAGCACACGUUGGCCUAGGACCUCCUACCAAUCAAGAAACUUGAAUCCGGAGUGGAAGGAAGAAGAGAUUUCUCUUCGUACAAAACGCGGACAAAUUCCUCUAGGAUCGAAAUUGUUCCUUGUUAUGGUCGACUUUGACGCAUUAUCAAAAGAUGACUAUAUGUGUACUGUAUGUCUUGACUUGACUGAGCUUCUUACUUUGGACCCGAAUCAAAAAGAAAAGACAGUGCCAGUGUAUCGACAACUGCAGAGGCAUGGUCGCCACACAGGCCGAAUUAAAGUCCAGGUCCAUGUGAAGCGAGAAACUAUGGCUAGAAGGCAGCAACUCUUUGCUUCGCGAAGUGGGUAUUUUGAAACUAGUCAAAUGCUGAGUCAAAUGUUGACCGAUGAAAACGUUCCAUCAAAUUUAUCGUCCGCUUCCUUCGCUUCAUCGGAUGGAGGGCCAUAG
This is a messenger RNA of Cylindrotheca closterium, 4026 nucleotides long. The record is from the annotation of a GenBank genome assembly. Lineage: Eukaryota; Bacillariophyta; Bacillariophyceae; Bacillariales; Bacillariaceae.